GCAGAGCCUCUCUCUCUCUCUCAUCGCUCUUUGCUUUUUCCCGUUUUGCCUCUUCCGUCCGCUGGCUUUCAACGAUUUUCGACUCUCUCUCUCUCUCUCUCUCUCUCUCUCUCUCUGGAUUUCGAUAUCGAAAAUAGAAGAUUUGAAUCAGUAAUUGGGUAUCUCUUCUGUGAUGUGUCAGGUGGAGAUUCCUUGUGCUGUGGUAGGUUGGAGAUGAGUGCAGUGCCAGGUGGUCGACUAUAUUUUUGGUAUGAAGAGCUGCAUCUUAAUGUUGUAUCAGGUUUAGCGUCAGUGAAUUUUGUGUAAGGACAUUUCUGAAAGAAAUACAAUGUAUGGGAGAGCUGGUCUUGAUAGAUUCAAGAAAGCUCAAACGGUAGAGCCAUUCUCUUUGACCCUUAAUGCAGCUUCUAAAGCAUCUGCAGAACCCACUUCUAAGGCUCCAUCCUUUCAGUCUCAACCGUUCCAUCCGCAGAGUCAAUUGCAGCAGCAGCAGCAACACCAUGUCCCUCAAAAACCUUUGGUACAUGAAGCAACAUCAGUUGUCCCAGCUCAGCAAACGACUCAGGUUGGAGGGGGACAGUCAACAUGGCAGCCUCCUGAUUGGGCGAUAGAGCCCCGACCAGGCGUUUAUUAUCUUGAGGUUUUAAAGGAUGGAGAAGUUCUUGAUCGAAUUAAUCUAGACAAACGGAGGCAUAUAUUUGGAAGGCAGUUUCCCAUGUGUGAUUUUGUGCUUGACCAUCAAUCUGUUUCACGCCAACAUGCCGCUGUUGUUCCUCACAAGAAUGGGAGCGUAUAUGUCAUCGAUUUGGGUUCUGCUCAUGGUACAUUUGUUGCAAAUGAGAGAUUAAGCAAGGAUAACCCAGUUGAGCUUGAAGUUGGACAGUCUUUGCGGUUUGCUGCAUCAACGAGAAGUUACAUAUUGAGAAAGGACAAUGCAGCUCUUUUUCCUCCCCCUCCACUACCAACAGAAAUUAAUCUACCACCUCCUCCAGAUCCAUCUGAUGAAGAAGCUGUUUUGGCAUAUAACACAAUUCUUAAUCGCUAUGGCUUGGCAAAAUCAGAUUUAUUGUCCAAGACUGCUGAUAAUUCAGGGAGUUCAUUGAGUGUGAACAAUGAUGACAGAUUUUUGGAGAGAGCGUCCAAAAGAAUAAGGAAAACAAGAGUGGCCUUCAGAGAUCAAGUUGGGGGAGAGUUGGUUGAAGUGGUGGGGAUUUCAGAUGGUGCUGAUGUUGAAACUGAGCCUGGUCCAGUUGGUGUGAAAGAAGGCAGUCUUGUCGGGAAGUAUGAGUCCCUUGUGCAGAUCACUGUUGUACCUAAAGGAAAGGAGCAUGUCUCACCAGGAGGAGAUGGCAACACCCGAAAAGGGGUGACUGAUAAACUGCAACAAGUUUUGAAUAAGGUCAAAGCCUCUCCAAAGACUGGUGGGAUUUAUAAUGACCUUUAUGGAGAAUCAUUCUCUGGGAAAGUGGGUUCAUCUUGGGCAUAUGCUUCUAGCGGUGAUGAGCGACCUGGUGUUUCUAAGGAUAGUGAAGGAAAACCUCUUGGCAACUCGAGUGGAAAAGCAGAUGGCAACUCCGGGUAUGAUGAUGACGAUGAUUUAUUUGGGGAUUUGGAGGACUAAAUGCAAGGAGCCUCCGAUGAUUUGAUGAUGUGCUUGGACUGAGAGAAAUGAAUGCAUUGUAGUUUCAUUUGUACAAGGGAAAUUUUGUUGUAAUUCCUUAUGAGUCAAAAUUCAAGCACCAUUGAGGGGAUGGACAUGUACUCAUUGAAUGUGAGUUUGUGGGUUCAAUCCCAUGUUCCCCAUGGAAGAAAAAAAUGGCAAAAGGGAGAAACACGAAGUAAAUAAAUCAUGGGAAAUUGUUUAUGGAUGGGUGACCGUAGUGCAGAGUUGUCAAUUUUAAUGCUGUUUAAUGGUGCAUGUUCUUAUGCUUCUUGUUGGAUAUCAUAAAGAUUUGCUGACAUUCUGAUGUUUCCAGUUA
Molecule: messenger RNA, 1979 nt
Organism: Macadamia integrifolia
Lineage: Eukaryota; Viridiplantae; Streptophyta; Magnoliopsida; Proteales; Proteaceae
Product: protein phosphatase 1 regulatory inhibitor subunit PPP1R8 homolog
Exons: 3
Coding region: 329-1621 (430 amino acids)
Molecular function (GO): mRNA binding; protein binding
Source: RefSeq, a predicted model, not a curated record